Nematostella vectensis (starlet sea anemone) is the source of this 4190-nucleotide messenger RNA. Its product is annotated as neuropeptide FF receptor 1. The record is from RefSeq and is a predicted model, not a curated record. The transcript is spliced from 2 exons. Gene Ontology annotation, molecular function: neuropeptide Y receptor activity. Lineage: Eukaryota; Metazoa; Cnidaria; Anthozoa; Actiniaria; Edwardsiidae. Bases 2757 to 3866 code for a protein of 369 amino acids. Gene Ontology annotation, cellular component: membrane. Gene Ontology annotation, biological process: G protein-coupled receptor signaling pathway.
UUUCAGCUGUCAAAUAAAGCUAUGUAUAUUCUAGAGGAAACAAUAAUCGCCUGAUGUAUCACUAAUCGAAACCGCUUUAUUUAAUACUUUUCUUUAAUUUAUGCUUCCUUGUAGAUGUAAGUCAAUAUAGGAAUAAAGUAUCUCGAAUAAAAUAUAAACAUUUUGACACCAGGAUAGCAUUUAGUCAGAUUCAGAUGGCAUGUUCUCAUUCUAGAUUGUCAGCCUUUAUUAAAAACGCUAUGGUUUUUUCAAUCGUUCUUUAAAAGGGCAAGCUCGCUUUUAUGACUUUGACGUUUAAUAUAAACUCAUCAUUUGUGGUUAUGGAGACGUGCAUUAGAAUGAUAUGAAGUCGGUGCUUUUUGUCGCGACUCAAGGUACUAAUGUUUUGUGAUGUAUAGCAUAUUAAAAAAAUCCUUCAAAAAUACGCACUUGCGCUUUGGACAACAUCGACAAUGAAAUAUGAAAAGGCCAUUCUUGAGCUCGACUUUCGUUUGGCGGAGGACUUUAGAAAUAAAGCUAAUAUUGCUCAAUCUCUAAUUAAAGUGAUUUUUUUUUUUAUCAGAGGCGAGAAAUCGAGAAAAUAAGGGAUUGAUAUGAAAGAGGGAGAGUAAGAUUUACGAGCGCGUCCAAAUUUUCCCGAAACAUUUGUUAAGAAUUCUACGCAAUAUUUCGUUUAAAACCUGCUGGCCAACGAAACGUGCGAGAAAUUUGAGGAAUGGUCCUUACAGCGAGUACGUGAUUUUAUGAUGCCCCUUAAAUUCACACGUCAGUAGAAUGGAGAGCCAUUUUCCUUUCCUUCAGAGAAAAUGAUCUCAAUUUACGCGCGAAAACGUGCUGCGGCCCUGUAAAUCCGCGAUCAUUAGCUUGUACAAAGCGAUGACGUCAGACAACUCAUUCAACACCGGCCACCCUAAUUCUAGGAUUGGUGUAGCUUACAAACAUACAACCGAGUGAUAAGGGGAUAGAAGGCUAGAUCAACAUGAGAUAUCAUGCAGCUUUACUUGCAGUUUUGUAUAGAGAACUUUUUGUAUGUUUCUGGAAUUACCAUUUACCUAUAUAAAGAUCCGUAAGUAUUCGUGAAUUUAUCGUGACAUUGACAAUAUCUCCGGAUACUACUUCAUGUUAACAAGUUUUGUUGCCUGGCUCCCUUACUUGUAUAUGCAGGGCUGUAUCGUCGAUGCAUUUUCGAUAAGUCACGCAUUUGUCAUUGACCCUGGAAACUAGCAAGUAUUUAAUGAGGAAUGGAUUAUAUUUUCGUAUUUUUUUCCUCACGGGUUAUGGUCUUUAAGAAGUUCAGCCAGGCUGUGAACAGGGUGGGGUUGUGCAGGCAUAGACUGAGAAAGAGGGGUUGUGCAGGCAUAAAAAGCAUGGACAUGAGGGGGAAAUGAGGCAUAGAUAUAAGAUUGAUUUUUCUACAGGAAUAGGCCGCAUUGUCGCGGUCAAGGAUGCGCGCUUCCGGCAUCCACCCCCUAGCUAGACGCCUUCUACUGCUCUAUGCCGAAGCCGUGUUCCAAACAGGACCUUAUCGACGAAAUAAUAAGUCAAUUAAAUUAUAUCUGUGGGCGAUGGUCUGCAAAAAAAGUCUAUCUUGUUUGUUUUUGUUUGUUUGUAAUAGUUUUAUGGUGACCUCUCAAGACAUGCAUUUAAAAAUUAUAUAAAAACACUGAUAAAACCGUUGUCUUUAAAACUUGAACAGACAAUUUCAAUUGCUUCUUCUUUCCUUUUUUUAUCGUCGUAGAAUUCUUUAAGUCAAAGUGCUUCCGUAAAAACCAGCAAGAAUUCGUGAUUAAAUACGUUUUCUGGCCGUCAUUUUGAAAGAGAAGUCUGGAAUCUAGACGUAUUAGAAUAUCACAGGUUUGUGGCACACGAUCUUAGAACCAAUCAGAAUGGAGAGGUUGUAACCACUCUCACUUCAAAAAAGAUAUUGCUACUGAUAAAACCCUACAACGGCGCUCCUGUCUUGAUAUUAUAUAUGUCUUCCAAAGUGCUUAUCAUCAGUUGCUUUUUUUUUACGCAAAGCUUGUGUUGGCCCUGGUUAUAGUCUUGUCGAGACAUCAUCAUAAAAGUACCUCUUCUCCUACUUAGUUCAAGAGCUUUACACACAAAACGUCUCAAAUUACCAAUAGCACUUACGGAAAGUAUUCAUAUAUGGCCAAUGUUGUUACUAAAGUCAAGUAGACACAGUCCAGAAAACUCCGGGCAAUAUUAAUCCCAUAUUCAAUGGCACGAAAUUCGGGCAACACACGGAUAGCAGGGAAACAGCAUGGCUGUCUAUUGAAGACUUGUGCUCACUGACUAAAGUCUCACCACUAUAGCUUUACUCAAGCAAAUUCAAGGUAAAACGAAUACAUAGCGGGUGACAAGAGGAAUCAACGGGAGACGCUUACCAGACGAGGCCUCUCCCAGGAGGGACGGGAAUCCGAGAAAAUUCCGAGGAGACAACAUUAGAAAAAAGCAAUGUAACGCAAUAACUCGCGCAAUGUAACGCAAUAACUCAAGCGACGGAACUACCCUGAAAAUCGUUCAUAGCAGUAGCAUCGUGCUCUUGUUUUCCUGGAAAACAAUUCUUGGAAAGUCACCAAGCAAGUGCAAUCAUUAACUACGAAAAGGUUCUACUUCGAAAAACAAUUUACAGCAAGAGCCGGAAUCUUGGAAAAAGCCAUUGAUAUAGUAUAACGUUACAGAAGAAAAGGGAAUUCCAAGUUUCGGGAGGAAAGUAUUGUUAGACACGUAUUCUAAUAGGGCGCGAUUCCCAUAUGUUUACAAUGUCAAAUAACUCGUCGUACUUCAAUGACUCCCUGGCGAGGAAUACGCAAGGUGUGUUCUCCCACUCUGGUGGUGAUACAGGGGGCGAGUCCAUGACAUUCAAAGUCCUCAAGCUCUCUCUGUAUGCCUUGAUAUUCCUUAUCAGCACUGUUGGGAACAGCUUAGUGUGCAUCGUGAUCGCCCGUCGCCGGCGAAUGAGAACGGUUACAAACUACUUCAUACUAAACCUCGCAAUUGCAGACCUUGCUAUCACCCUCAUAUGUAUACCAUUCGAUAUACCAGUUCAGGAGAAUGGCUACAAAUGGCCUUAUGGGGCGUUCAUGUGCAAGAUUAUGUACCCGCUUCAGACGAUGUGCAUGUUUGCUUCCAUUUUUACCCUUGUGGCCGUCAGUUUAAACCGCUUCUGGGCGAUAGUGUACCCACUUCGUCAAGAAAUGUCUAAGUCCCAGGCAACCAUUAUUAUCAUUUUGAUCUGGUUUAUCUCAUCGGGACUGACUGUUCCAUACGUAACAGUAUUAGAGCUAAAAAAUGGCGACGACUGCUCCGAGAGUUGGCCAGAACCAGGAUAUCGCAAAGCUUACACUGCGUGUAUAUUUGUGGUACAGUAUCUCCUCCCCUUGACACUCAUAGCCUUCGCGUAUCUUAAGAUUGGUUUUGAGUUAAGGAAAUGCGUAGGAACGCGAACCGCGAACUCGGCGCUCGAACGAGCCAAACAAGAAGACACUAGGAAGGUAGUACGCAUGCUCAUUAUAGUAACACUGCUGUUCGCAAUGUGCGUCUUACCGAACAACGUAAUGUGGCUAUGGCUAGACUUUGGCAAUGGUAACGAUUAUGAACACAUUUGGGAAAUGGUUGCUGUGACUAAUAUUAUACUAUUUGCAAAUAGCGCUACUAACCCCGUGGCUUAUACAAUUUGUAAUGAGAGAUUUCGCGAAGAGUUCAGGCUGUAUUUUACGUGCGACCCAAAGAUAUUCCACACGAUGCAGACGACUAUAUUCAAAAGUUUUAGAGAAGAAAGUGAGGACUGUUCUCAAGCUCCCAAGUUGUUUAAGAACUCGGAGGAGGUUCUUCUUGUGACAGCAAAAGAAACAGUAGUUUAGCGAGCGAGAAAUUGGGUAUUUAAUUAUAGCUAAAGAACUGCACCAAUGGUGUUUAUUACUUUGCCAAAUGUUAAAUGGUAUCAGAAAAGCAUAUGAUCACGAAGGAGAAGGGUGGGAACUGGGUGGGAAAGGCUAUCAUUUUAUCCCUCAAGGUUAUUCUUUGGGCCUUCUUUUAGAUCUAAAAUUGAUGUUGGCAUCGCCCAUUCUGCUAUUAUAUGAGUAAGGGCAAAACAUAUGAUUAUUGAUUAUUGCACUAAAAUGAAUUAUCCCGUUGGAUAAAUAAUCUAAAGAGCCAGUAAACUCAAGAACCAUGUUUUCUCAAAA